Sinocyclocheilus grahami is the source of this 3060-nucleotide messenger RNA. RefSeq names its product vezatin, adherens junctions transmembrane protein (gene vezt). The transcript has 12 exons. Gene Ontology annotation, cellular component: plasma membrane. Gene Ontology annotation, biological process: cell-cell adhesion. NCBI's taxonomy places the organism in Eukaryota, Metazoa, Chordata, Actinopteri, Cypriniformes, Cyprinidae. Gene Ontology annotation, molecular function: myosin binding. The coding region runs from base 1 to 2454 and encodes 817 amino acids. The record is from RefSeq and is a predicted model, not a curated record.
AUGCUUGCCGUGGUUUUUGCCACCGCUUUUGUAAAGCUGGAACGGCGAAGUCCAGUCAAAGAGUUCAAUAAAAACUUCCUCUAUCCGCCGCUAGAGGCGCUCUUACUUGAGAAGCCCGAUGCAUUUAGUGAAUCGAACUCUCCGCUGUUCCAGUACUUGCAGGAUCUAGGACACACAGAUUUUGAGGCAUGUUCUCCCGUUUCUCAAGAGGAGGAGCCGCCAAGCGCUGGUGGAGAGGAGGCACGGUUUCCUCAGGAUAUCCUCCCUUCUCACAGAAAGGGUGGUGUUUGGAGGCUGGUUGAUGCUAUGCGCAGUCUGAAUCCUCUGCGUCGAGACAGCGCCACCCGCUGGCAGGAGCAGCAGCUGGACGCUGCCUUCCGCCAGUAUUCCCUGCGCUGUCUGUUAUCUCAGGAUGUGCUGUUGCAGGAGGAUGUUGAGCUGAUCGAGCUCUUGGAUCCGAGUGUGCUCUCUCUGGGCUCCACUGAUACCGUCUGCCCCAGUGCCAGCAUUUCUGUGCCAGCGCCACGCUACCUCUCGCCACCCUCUAUACGGGAUGUGUCGGUUUUGGUCGGGCUGCUAGCUGUCUUGCUCGGCGUGUGUUUUUCGUACCCUGACCACGAGCAGGCUCUGUGGCUGUGCGUUGUCCUGGUGUGUGUUACGUGUGCGUGUCGUGGUCUGUCUCUGUGGCGUAAGGCCGUUCUACAGCGGCGCGUUCAGUCUCUGGCCGUCCAGCUGGAGGGUUUGGUGAAAAACAGCCGAGCGCUGACCAGUCUCUCUCGCAAGUCACUGCGACUCAUACAGGAGACAGAAGUCAUCUCACGAGGUUUCACCCUGGUGAGUGGCGCCUGUCCCUUUAACAGGGCGGGGCAUCUUCGCAGCCAGCAGCUGAUUGGUCUACGGAAGGUGGCCUAUCAGAGUCUUCGCUGCGCAUUCCGAGCCUCUCGCCUCGCCACAUGCGUCAUGCUCAAGUCAUUUCCGCUGAACUCGGAGAUUGACAAUGUCACCAACUACGUGUCCACCGUGCCAAUCAGAGAGCUUGGUCUCGGUCUGGGGGUGGAGCAUCUUUCUGACGAUCAGGCACAAGAACUGACCAAUGAUUACAGUCUGCCUGCACUCAAGAUGUUGUUCCAGUUGUGGGUCGGGCAGAGCUCCGAGUUUUUCCGGCGGUUAGCUCUGUUAUUGUCUCCAGGGAGGGAGGAGCUUGACUCCAGGUCCAGCCCCCUCACAUACAGCAGCGUCCCGUUGAUUACUGACUCUCUCCAUCGCACACUGGCCGCUUGCCUCGGAAAUCUUCAACGCAGCUUUGAUUUCCAUCGCUACUUUGAAACGCAGCACCAGUCGCUGCCCUCAGAAAGAAAUGGACGCGCUCAGCAGAAGUGUAGAGAGCUCAAUUCUCUGCACACGUCUGUCCGCAGUUUACAACUUCACCUGAAAACACUCUUAAACGAGGUCAUAAUUCUUGAGGAUGAUCUGGAAAAGUUAAUGGUUGCUAAGGAGACGGAGGAGAUGACGUGUGCGGGAUAUCAGGAUCUGAAAGAGCGUCUGCAGCUGCUGCAGCCUCACAUGCAGGCCAGCACCUGCUGCUGGGACGACACACUCGCGCAGGUCGACCGCAUGCUACGCCGAGUCUCCAGCUGCCCAGAGAGUUCAGAUCAGCCAGAGGAAACAGCUGCCCCAGAUCCCCCUCCUCCUGCCCCCUUUACACACAUACAGGACAGAGACCCCGUCCCAGAGGAACAGGAGCUGGAGGCAUAUGUCUCGGACUCGGACUCUGAGACGGAGUGGAGAGGGGUCACGGACAUGCUGUCGCCAUGGGAGCAGGAGCACCAACGUCGUGAACGUGAGGAGUCCAGACGUGUUUUACUCGAGCUAAAGUCCGUCCUGGGAAUCCGAACAUCAGAUGGAGAGAGAGACAAGCGCAAGCUUCUGCUGUUCAGUGAUCAGGCCGCCCUGGCUCCAUUUGCUAAGGACACAUCAAAAACGGACACAAACUCUUUAGAACCGCAUAUUUCAGCAGAGUCCAUGCCUACCACGGAAAACCAUGUCUCCCAACAAGGAGAGGAGAAUGAAUGUGAACAGCAGACUGAGGUUCUGAGUGGGGCGGAAAGAGAGAGCGAUUCUGUUACUGAGUUUUGCUGUGGAGAUUCUGAUGUAACUGGGGCAGCUAAAGAUACCAGAGAUGAGACUGCGGAGGAAACACAGCUCUUCCAAUCAGACGGGCUUAUAGAUGAGGGGCAUGAUGGGACACACCCGCUCACGCCCAGAGUGCCCACCCUCUCUGUGAUUGACCGAUUGACAGAACUGCAUGGCUCAGAAGCGAUCAGUUUCAGCUCUGCCUUGGCCACCCAGGUAGCAGCGCGCUCGCAUACGUUCACACACAUGCAGGAAUGCACCUAUGAGGACUCAGAGGAGGAAGUGGCAUCACCGCAGACGAGAGAAACUGAAGAGGACUGAAACAGCAAGAUAUUUAUUCUCAUCCUUUUGGUUGUAUUUAUUCAGCUUGAUUUCAGGUCACAGACAUCAUUGGAUGUAGCUGGUGUGUGUGAAUCUGUUUUUGGCGUGUCUCUGUUUUAAAGUGUGUGUAUUUGUGUGUGUGUGUGUGUGUGUGUGUGUGUGUGUGUGUGUUUGGGGGAUUUAUGUUUCAUGUGACAUCCCACGUCCACUCUCCUCAUGACAGGCCUCAGCCCUCAGGUACAAACUGGCACAUGCUAGUACACAGAAAUAACAGACCAAAACCUAACAUUAACACAAACUCACAUGUGCAAAACUACAUGUCCUUGGCCAUGUCCCAGUUUCAUUCACUGUAACAGAGGUCCUACACAGAAUAACCAAAACUAGCUCUUAAAAAGUCAGUUUUAUUGGGUAUAUCCCACAAAGCCCAACAAGAACAUGUCCGAGUCAUAUUUGACCCCAAUUAAAUUAAAUUAGAAGGAAAAAGAAGUAUAUUUUUGUACACUUAAGAUUUUGUGUAUUGCUACAUUGUUUUCAUGACAAGUAAGCACUUUUUCCCCCAAAUUAAUGCACAUUUUUUUACCGCAAUACAAAAUAAAUAAAGUUGUU